Porites evermanni is the source of this 2131-nucleotide messenger RNA. NCBI's taxonomy places the organism in Eukaryota, Metazoa, Cnidaria, Anthozoa, Scleractinia, Poritidae. The record is from the annotation of a GenBank genome assembly.
AUGCUAUUCUGUAUGAAGAUACCAUCGGCCUUUACGUUAUUGAUAGUACCGUUACUGCUGAUCCCUUUGUGUUCUGCGAAUAGUACAAACAGCAGCAACAAGGUGAGUUUGAUUUGUGAAAUUUCAGAUGAUCGGGACAGUUAAUGGUCGUUGAUUGCAUUAUUCAUUUGCCAGAAACGGAAUAAAAUGAAAUGGAAUCAAUGAAAGUAUGAGUCAGAAUGAAUGUCCUGACAUCCGGGGCCGUUUUCAACUUUUAUUUUUUGAUAUGUAGACAUGUUUUAGGCUUCACUUUUAAUUAUAAAUGUUAAUGGUAGAAUUUAUCAUCGAAAUGGAUAGUUUCCUAGUCAAAUAAUGUAAAUGCACAGGAAAUGAAUAAUUGAACAAUAAUAAAAUGAUCAUUAGUAGUUGCGUUGUUGCUCAACAAUGAACGAACGAUGGACUUGUAGUGUCAGCGGCCAAAAGUAGAGUCCUUCAAGCGUCUUUUGUUUCUGUACUUAGCUUAUAUCUGCUUUUAUCUAUCUAUUAUCAUUAUUAAUAUAUAUUUUCUGUCAAUUAUUUAUUUACUUAUAUUUCAAAGGCUUUUCAUAGAACAAACAUCCCAAGUGCAUUAACUCCAAAUCAAAGAGAAGGAAUGAUACAUUGAUUCUUUUUUUUUUUUUCAUGUCUGCCCUUAAUUUCCUCAACAGAAUUCCCAACAUGGCUCUUGUGGUUACUCUCCGUGUUUCUGCGCACCGGGGAUACCGGGCAUCCCAGGAAGCCCGGGACCCGCGGGACGAGCUGGUACAACGGGAUCACCCGGGAAUAACGGACCCGAAGGACCUGUGGGUCCACGAGGAGUCAAAGGCGAUGAAGGAUCCCGAGGAAAACAAGGACUUCCAGGCCCCAAGGGAGGUACAGGGUCAACUGGUCCAGCAGGCCCACUCGGAAGCAAAGGUGAUACAGGUACCCCUGGAAGUCAAGGUCCACCUGGCCCCAAGGGACCAAAAGGCCCCUCUGGUCAAGCUGGGAAGAAGGGUGAUACAGGUCCUCCUGGAAGUCAAGGUCCCUCAGGCCCCAAGGGGGCUUCAGGGUCUUUUGCACGUAACUGGAAACAGUGCGUUUUUAAGAAGCUGGGGGAUGGCCGAGACUCUGGAUUGGUCAAGGUGAAAGCUAAGUUGACCUCAGAAUAAAAAGUUCGUCAGUACCUGGGUUUUAUCUCAAAAGAUAGAAUUUCAUUAGAAGGUCUUGUUCUCAAAUUUGCCUGGAUUAGAACCAGUGGCCUGCGUGGCUCAUUUCUUUAAUUAUUUCUGAUUUCCUUUACUUCCAAAAACUUCACAAUUUUAUCGAGUAAAAUCUUGCAAAUCAAAUGUUUUUACAUAGAAGCACUCCUCAGCAGUUUUGAAUGGUAAUACCGUGGGAUUUUGUUCACAGAUUAAAGUGUUAGUUUAACCCACCUUGUACCCACUGUACCAUACGAAAGCGUUGUUGAAGAGGUAUAAUUCAGUGCCGGAACCAGACCUUCAGAUAAGGGAGGGGGGUGGCGGUCUCCAAAAAUACUUUUUCUGUCCUUAGGGCCUCAGUUUGGUCUAGAAAUUAAGAGGGGGGAGGGGGGGGGGGGGGGGGGACGGGGUACCCGGUCCCCUCCCCUGGAUCCGCCACUAUAAUUUGAAUCGUCGUAACUUAAGAUAUCCAUAGACUCUAAAGUUUGUCAGAGCUGUCUCUCUGUGGGUAAAAAAAUUAAAAGGUUACUCUGAUAAUCUUGAAUUUUGUUGCUUUUUCCUUUCAACAGGAAUGCAUUUUCAAGAAGAAGUCGGACAACACAAGUCUGCGUGUCUAUUGGAGUGGCCAACUCCGACUCCAUAACUGCAACAGCUGUUGUAGGCGAUGGUAUUUCACUUUUAAUGGCGCAGAGUGCUCGGCUCCAGCAGCUAUUGAUGCUGUAGUUUACAUGGUAUAUGGAAGUGGCAGCAGACUACAAGAUUUGCACCGUCCGCGUCACGUCGAGGGAGUCUGCGAUAAAAUCCACAAAGGCACUGUGCGCGUGGGAUUCUGGGUCGGCAACUGCAAAGGUUACGGUUCUGCUGAUGCACUAACAGGAUGGAACUCGGUGUCCCGGAUGUUCGUGGAAGAAAUACCUCCCCCACAAGCUUAA